AUGAUGUUCCUACUACCUUGGGUUUUCACAGCAGCCUUUGUAUACAUCGUAAACACUCAAAGUGUUAUAGACGCUGAUCUUGGAAUGCCUCCCGAAUCAGUGCCACUGGUCAAUCCAGCUGUUACUCUAAGAUGUCACCGGGUUCCCUACAGUUACAGAGUGCAGCAGUCAGACGAGAACGGCAGGCAAUGCUGGGACGAAAUUACAGUCAUGGCGUGCUGGGGAAGAUGUGAUUCAAACGAGAUAUCCGACUGGCGUUUCCCCUUCAAGCGGUCCAACCAUCCUGUGUGCGUCCACCACGGCCGCACCAGAGUACUGUAUAAGCUGAAACACUGCGAGGAGGGUGUUAAGGAGGGCACCGAACUGUACGAGUACCUAGAAGCCGACCAAUGCAAAUGCCAGCUUUGCUCAUCUUCUGACACCAGUUGCGAGGGGCUCAGAUAUAAGCAUGGUAGGGAAGCGCUGGGAUUCCGUAUCAAUUUUUAAGUCUUGAGGUUAAGGUCUAGCUUAGUCGUCCUUUUAUCAAUGAAUACAGGCUAGCAGAACAAAUGUAUUCUACGUGUCUGUUUCAAACCGCCGCUCAAAGUCAAUCGAAGGCUUCUAAGCAGGCGGUCAAAAAUUAUGCGUUUCUGAUAGCUUGUGCAGCUUGUACUAACAACGAUUGGCUGACUGAAAUAGAAACUGCAUGCAAACGACUUCUAACUAAACUCUUCGUAUCCCAUAAACUUUGUUUCUACUGCAAAUGUGUUGAAAAGUUACUCGAAUUCUCCGUACUCGUAGAUACAAGUGACGAUCCAGGCACGAAAUGUGUUUUAUGCUUCAACCACCACAAACUCGUAUUGCCUGAAUACCCGUAGGUACCGUGGAGCUAUAGGGAGAUACAGGAGAAGGGAGGCGUCUAACGAGGGACACAUAUGCAUAUGCAGACAUUCUGGGCACGUCUCAGAGAUCCACCGGCUGGUACCUCCACGUUCGACGGUCUGUGGCGGAGGGUAAGCUGCGCAUAGAAUAAUACCUUAAAGAG
Messenger RNA from Acanthoscelides obtectus, 1024 nucleotides. Lineage: Eukaryota; Metazoa; Arthropoda; Insecta; Coleoptera; Chrysomelidae. The record is from the annotation of a GenBank genome assembly.